CCUUGGCGGACCAAUAACGCGCAGAUCAUCCUUCCAUCCAUCUCUCAACAAGCGGUUUCUUAAGGAACAAGAAGGGGAAAAAAACAAGGAGAUCUCUUUAUUAUCUUGACAAAAGAUCUCGGGUUUGGCUGCUUUCUUGGGAAGCUGUUUGUACAUAUAUAUUAUUUUCUUUAUCUGGUUGAAUUUCCUCUGAGAUGGAAGUGAGAUGUCGUCCAGCGAUGAUGUGUUGUGUUUUCGCCGUACUCUUCUCCGUGGUUCCCCGGUCUCUGGAGUCCUCUCUCGCGGACAGGCAGUACCUGAACGAGUGGGCAGUGGAGAUCCCCGGAGGACUGGACGCUGCAGAGUCGAUCGCCAAAGAGCUGGACUACAAACUGGUCCGACAGAUCGGGGCCCUGGAAGACCAUUUCUUGUUCAAACAUCGCAAUCAUCCUAGCAGAAUGAAACGAAGUGCCAACCACAUCACCAGGCGGCUGUCGGAGGAUGAUCGGGUGCUUUGGGCAGAGCAGCAGUACGAGAAACGUCGCAACAAGAGAGCGUCCCUCGGGGGGUGCAGGGACUGCCCGGUGGACAAGCUGUUCGAUGAUCCUAUGUGGAACCAGCAGUGGUACCUGCAAGACACACGCACUUCCUCCUCGCUGCCGAAGCUCGACCUGCAUGUGAUCCCCGUGUGGCAGAAAGGCAUCACGGGAAAAGGAGUGGUCAUCACCGUGCUGGAUGACGGCCUGGAGUGGAACCACACAGACAUCUACUCCAACUACGACGCAGCAGCUAGCUAUGACUUCAACGACAACGACCCCGACCCUUUCCCCAGAUACGACUCCACCAAUGAAAACAAACAUGGAACCAGGUGCGCUGGUGAGAUUGCUAUGCAGGCAGACAACAAUAAAUGUGGUGUUGGAGUGGCAUACAACUCCAAGGUUGGAGGGAUCCGUAUGCUGGAUGGGAUCGUGACAGAUGCCAUCGAGGCCAGCUCUAUUGGGUUCAAUCCAAACCAUGUGGACAUCUACAGUGCCAGCUGGGGACCAAACGAUGAUGGCAAGACCGUGGAGGGCCCUGGCCGCCUGGCACAGAAGGCAUUUGAAUACGGUAUCCAGAAGGGCCGUGGUGGGAAAGGCUCUAUCUUUGUUUGGGCUUCAGGUAAUGGUGGGCGCCAGGGCGAUAACUGUGACUGUGAUGGUUACACAGACAGCAUCUACACCAUCUCAAUCAGCAGUGCCUCCCAGCAGGGUCUGUCCCCCUGGUACGCAGAGAAGUGCUCCUCCACCCUGGCUACAGCCUACAGCAGUGGAGACUACACCGACCAGAGGAUUAUUAGUGCUGAUCUGCACAAUGAGUGCACUCAGACUCACACGGGAACGUCGGCCUCUGCCCCGCUGGCUGCUGGAAUAUUUGCUCUGGCACUGGAACAAAAUCCAGAACUUACCUGGAGAGACCUGCAGCACAUUGUGGUCUGGACCUCAGAGUUCGAUCCUCUGGCCAAUAACCCGGGCUGGAAGAAGAACGGAGCGGGGCUGAUGGUCAACAGCCGCUUCGGCUUCGGCCUUCUCAACGCCAAAGCCCUGGUGGACCUCGCUGACCCGGCGGUGUGGAAGCAUGCGCCUGAAAAGAAGCAAUGCAUCGUCAGGGAUGACUCUUUCCAGCCCAGGGAGAUAAAAGCAGCGGGGGAGAUCACAAUAGAGGUGCCAACCAAAGCCUGUGCCGGGCAGGAGAACGCAGUCCAAUCCCUGGAGCACGUGCAGGUGGAGGCCAGCAUCGAAUACACCAGGAGAGGGGACCUACACAUAACACUCACCUCCCCAGUCGGAACCAGUACAGUGCUGCUGGCUGAGCGAGAGAGGGACACCUCCGCUAAUGGCUUCAGAAACUGGGACUUCAUGUCUGUGCAUACAUGGGGAGAAGACCCUACUGGUACAUGGACCCUGAAGAUCACAGAUACAUCGGGCCGUAUGCAGAACGAGGGUCGGAUUAUGAGCUGGAAGCUAAUUCUUCAUGGGACGUCGGAGAAGCCAGAGCACAUGAAGAAAGCUAGAGUGUAUGUUCCCUACAACGCCGUGCAGAACGACCGCCGUGGUGUGGAACAUAUGGACGACAUGUUGGAGGAGGAUCCCACAAAGAUACCUCCACCUCCAAAGACUCCAGAGACUGCACGAGCUGAAACUGAAAAGGAGCCCAGAAAUCCCUCAAACCCACCUUACUCCCCCUCCCUGGCCCUACUGCGCCUCCUUCAGACGGCCUUCAACAGGCAGACCCCCGCCCUGCAGCAGCCCCAGUCUGCACCCGCCUGGAGGAAGAAGGAGCCGAGCCGGAGCCUCUCUCCUCCCGCAACACGGCUCCCCCCUCAGACGCUGUACCAGGCUCUGGACCUGAUCAACAAGUACCGAGGCCCCGAGGACAGUGUCUACAGCGACUACUCUGAUGGCUUCUACAGCAACAAGCCGUACAGGCACAGAGACGACCGACUGCUGCAGGCCCUGUUUGAGAUGAUAGAUAAUAAUCGCAAGUGAAGGAGAAGGGAGGAGGGGAAGAAGGAAGAGGCGAAGAAAGAUAUACGAUCAGAAAGGAGAAAAGGGACAGGAGGAGGGGAAGAAGGAAGCAGAAGGAUGAGAUCGGGCAAUGGAGGAGGCGAUGAAGAGAAGAAACACAGAAAAUAAAACUCUUCCACUUAGUUCUGUUUUCCCCCAAAAUGCUGCAUAUCUGAUCUUUUUACUUUUCAUUUGCCAAUCAACAUUCAUUAAUUUAUUCUUUCAUGCAAAAUGUUAAGUCCACAGUUAAUUCAAAACAGACUUGUUUCAGGCCUCUCUGCUACAAACUGUAUCUCCAUGUUGUGAAAGUAUUUAAAUCAUAAGAAAGGAGGGGUAGGCCUCGUCUUUCUCCUCUUCAAUGCCUGCUCAAGCAUGCCACUUUUAGAACAUAAGUUUUGUAUUAGUAUCUAUAUAUUAUACAAAGACAAUGAUUGUAAUUUGGUUUUGAAAACAAUUGACAUCUCAAUUUUCCCUUUCAAAUACCCUUUGUUUCUUUUCAUACUUAUAUGUCCUACAUAGAUUUAUUUUUGUGUUUUUUCACACUAUUAUGUGAAACGUACUCAUUUUAAUCACUUUAUGGGAACAAAUUCAACUGGCAUGAAGUCAUGAAAUUAGAGUUAACGUACAUUCAAAAUUCAAAAUAUUUGAUUUGAAAUCUCAAAAGUUUAAAAUUAUUUGGCAAAGAUUUAUUCUCAGGGUGUCAACAACAAAAACAUAAUCUAGACUCUACUAAGUGUAAAAUGAUAAAAUAAUUCAUAAAAAUAGUGUGAAAGAUUAUAUAUUAUGAAAGUAUGCAGAUGAGACAAUAAACUUGUACCAAAACACUAUUAAAAAGAGAAAACCUAACCAACUUUGGGGAUAAUUCGACACAUGAAAGUUGGAGUAGCGAUACAUUCAAAAUGAGAAACAGAUGAAUCUUCUUCUUGUGCCGUUAAUUUAUUUUGUAUAAGUACAAUGCUGCAUUAAAUGAAAUAUUUUUCUAAGGAUCCUCAUAGUUUAUGGAAAUAAUAUAUAAUAUACAGUAUCAAACCCUUGAAUAGUUUAUUUUCUUGUGACGUUGUUCACUCAACAACUACACAAGUCAGUGUAGUAAUCAAAACUACAAACAAACACUGCCAAAAUGUUUGCUGUCAAAAAGCUUCUGUGUGUAUUUCAGUGAAUGUGCAAAUGGCAUGUUGUUUGAUAAUCGUCUGCAAUAUGCCAACUAUAAACCGUUCCGUAAAACAUUGGGAGAUAAUUUUAUUAAUAUUACUUUUCUGGUGAUAUUUAUUUGACAUUAAUGGACCUACUAACACUCUUCAGAAACGGACCAGACACUCUGUAGAAUAGGGGCUCUGCACCUACAACUUUCAAGCACACUCAUCUUGAACGCCUUAAUAUAUGCUGUAAUAAAUGUGCAUUCUCAUCUCUCCGUGGUGUAGUUCAAUUUACAGAUGCUCGUCUUUGUGUUUAUGACAUGAAUAGUUAUGAAUCCUCUCUAUGCAGAGUCUCUAUCCUCCAAUCUGGAACUGCCUGCCCCGCUUCUCUUCAAACAAGGUGACAGGGAAAACGAUGUUUGGGACAACGCUUCACCCGCAUCCUGUAAUUUAUCCAUUGUUUAGUGUUUCCCCCAUGCUGUUUUCUUUAUGUUUUGACUGGUGCUUCAGUCCAAUGUUGUUUACACAAACCAAUAUAUGUUGCAAUUGCUGUAUGGAUAUACAUAAAAAAUAAUGAGAUUUAUCGUAAUAAACUGCAAAGUGAUC
Trematomus bernacchii (emerald rockcod) is the source of this 4264-nucleotide messenger RNA. RefSeq names its product proprotein convertase subtilisin/kexin type 1 (gene pcsk1). NCBI's taxonomy places the organism in Eukaryota, Metazoa, Chordata, Actinopteri, Perciformes, Nototheniidae. The record is from RefSeq and is a predicted model, not a curated record. The transcript has 14 exons. Gene Ontology annotation, biological process: protein processing. The coding region runs from base 195 to 2504 and encodes 769 amino acids. Gene Ontology annotation, cellular component: Golgi membrane; trans-Golgi network. Gene Ontology annotation, molecular function: serine-type endopeptidase activity.